Mus caroli (Ryukyu mouse) is the source of this 2389-nucleotide messenger RNA. RefSeq names its product zinc finger HIT-type containing 6 (gene Znhit6). Gene Ontology annotation, cellular component: pre-snoRNP complex; nucleus. Lineage: Eukaryota; Metazoa; Chordata; Mammalia; Rodentia; Muridae. Gene Ontology annotation, biological process: box C/D snoRNP assembly; snoRNA localization; maturation of LSU-rRNA from tricistronic rRNA transcript (SSU-rRNA, 5.8S rRNA, LSU-rRNA). The record is from RefSeq and is a predicted model, not a curated record.
GUGUCGUGAAGAGUCGUGGCCGGAACAGCUGCUUUACGACUAGCUCGGCUUCCCGCAGGCGUGCAGAGCUUGCCGCGGCUGCUUUGCUGCACGUGUGGCGCUGUCGGCGGUUCGUUUGGUAGUCUCUCUUAUUGGCGUGGUGGUGCCACCGUGAAGAACGGAGUGGCAGCUUCGGCCUAGGCUCGUGAGCUCAUGGAAUCUGCAGCUGAGAAGGAAGGGACUCCAGGAGGAGGUCCCCAGAGGGUAGCGGAGGGGGCGCGGCCGAGGCCUGCGGCUGGUUGGGAGGGAGCCAGGGACUUAGAUGGGAGCCCCGAAGCUGGCAAUGGAGAGGAGAGGAACGGACUGACAGGAACUAAGUCCACAGAGGAUGCGGAGGAGAUAAAGAUGGACUUAGCUGUGGUGAAGCAGGAAGUAGUAGACUGGUCGGAUUUAGACGGUGGUGUUGCGGACAGCCAGUGGGUGAAGCAGGAGGUGGAGGGCGGGCCGGAGGUGAAGGAUGAGAAAGGCGUGUUGGAGGUGAAGCAGGAGGCGGAUAGUAGCCUGGUGGUGAAAGAAGAGGAGGUGGAUGAGCCAGAAGUGAAGGAAGAGAAGGUGAAGGAGGAGGUGACGGACUGGGAAGAAGUGAAGGAGGAGGACUUGACCAUAAAACAGGAGUUGUUUGUUGGUCAGAACGUAAAGGAAGAGCAGGUGAUGGAUGCAGCGCCUAUAAAAGAAGAGGGUUCCCUCAAGAGCGAAGCGAUGGAAGACGCGAAGGUGAAGGAAGAGCCCCAGAUGAACCCCCGAGUGGGCAGCAAAAGGAAAUUGGCUAUGUCAAGGUGUGAGACUUGUGGGACAGAAGAAGCGAAGUACAGAUGUCCACGCUGCAUGCGCUAUUCCUGCAGUUUGCCCUGUGUAAAGAAACACAAAGCUGACCUGACGUGCAAUGGAGUCCGGGAUAAGACCGCUUAUGUGUCACUGCAGCAGUUUACUGAGAUGAAUCUCCUGAGUGACUAUAGAUUUUUGGAAGACGUGGCAAGAACGGCAGACAAGGUUUCAAGAGAUGCUUUCUUGAAAAGACCAAAGCGCAAAAAAUAUCUGUUCUUUAUGAAGAAUCGUGCCCGAAAGCAAGGUAUUUACUUGAGGCUUCUACCCAAUGGAUUUAGCAAGAGAAAAGAGAAUUCAACAGUUUUUGACCAUAGGAAGCAGCAGUUUUGUUGGCAUGUCAAGCUCCAGUUUCCUCAGAGUCAAGCAGAGUACAUAGAAAAAAGAGUACCAGAUGAUAAAACUAUUAAUGAAAUUCUAAAGCCUUACAUCGAUCCUGAAGAGUCUGACCCUGUGAUUCGUCAGAGAUUGAAAGCCUACGCACAGUCACAAACUGGGGUCCAAAUUUUAAUGAGGGUCGAAAAUAUGCAACAAAAUAUGAUAAGGUAUCAUGAACUGGAUCCUUAUAAAAGCCUUUCAGACAACUUGAAGGACAAAGUGAUCAUUGAGUACCCGACUUUGCACGUGGUGUUGAGAGGAUCUAGUAAUGACAUGCAGCUACUUCAGGUGAAAAGUGAGUCUGCCCAGAAGCUUGGCAAUGGAAAUUAAGCACUGCGGAAGAAGGUGGACGUUCCCAGAGGGCUGAGAAGAUUGUGUGUUACUGGACUGCAGGGUGACUGGGUCUGUCAGUGGGUGGUGUGUUGUUUGUCUAAAAAGUAAUUAAACAGCAUAAGGUUUCUCUCGGGGAGAAAGUGCAUGUACUGCCUUUUGAGCUAAGUGACUUAUAAACCCUCUUCUUCCAUAGGGUGAGCUCCUGGUGCACCUGGCUGGUGUAGUCCCUACUAGACAUUCAGUGUGCUCAUUUCUAUAAGCUGAAAACCUGUUUUAUUUGUUAAGUUGUCACGAGACCAAACCCAAGGAUCACCUGUGUCAACCACAAAGCUGGCGCUUUCUGUGGUCUCAGCUCUCUGAAGAGAAUGCCUCACAGCAAAGCAUCUAGCUAGGGAGAAGCCGCUGUCCAGGAGUUGGCUGUCCUCUGGUUGGGCUUAUAUGCUAUACAAAGGGUUCAUGUGGAGCAGUGUUGUUGCCAGGGCCACGGGGAAGACGGGAGGCUCCAUCGCAUGGGAUGCAGAUGGAGCCAAAGGUGAAGUCUGUGUCCCUGACACGGGCAGGAAGGAAUUGAACUGAACUGUCUGGGGUUUGGGGGAAGAGGGAGAAAGUACACAGAAGGCCACGUGAUCCAAGUGUGGGGAGAGAGGGCUCUCCUCACUGAAAUCAGCACUUUCCUCGGAAGUUGAAGAAAAGUGUUGAGCUUUAUAAAACUAAACAACAAAGACAAAAAUUAUUCUGUGCUUUCGUCUGCUUCCCAGAGUUCACCUAAAUAUAACUGCCAGCCAUUUGGCUAAUAUAUAUAUUUAUUCCCAAUUUA